This is a messenger RNA of Microthlaspi erraticum, 924 nucleotides long. The record is from the annotation of a GenBank genome assembly. Lineage: Eukaryota; Viridiplantae; Streptophyta; Magnoliopsida; Brassicales; Brassicaceae.
AUGGAGCAGCCGACGGGAGAAGCGGCAGUGAAAUCGGAAAUUCCGAUCAAUAUUGAUCAGAACCCGAAGCCAAGCGUUGAUCCGAAACCGGUGGAUCAGGGACCGAAAGGAUCCGAGGACGCGAUUUCCGUGGUAGUCUUAUCCGAGAAACCUACGCUUCAGGACGUAAUCGAGUCGACGGCCGAUCAAACUCCGACUCGAUCGAGGAAAUCGGUCCAUUGGAACCCAGAGCUGGUGUCGGAAUCUCCAGCACCGGAUCACAAGGCCUUGUCGUCUCAUUCUUCCUCCGCCGCGGGAUCUAACUAUAAUCCAUACGUCGCUCCUGCUCCGGCUGAAACUUCCGAUGCCUCGUUGAAAGAAACGAUGGAGUCUGUGAGAGACGCGAUUGGGAGAUGGGGAAGGAGAGUUGGAGAAGCAGCGAUCAAAGCGGAGAGCCUCGCCGGAAACACGUGGCAGCACCUGAAAACUGCACCGAGCUUUGCGGAUGCGGCAAUGGGAAGGAUCGCACAGAGCACGAAGGUCUUUGCGGAAGGAGGGUACGAGAAGAUAUUCAGACAAACGUUUGAGACAGAUGCAGAGGAACAGCUGCUAAACUCGUACGCGUGUUACUUGUCGACAUCAGCUGGUCCGGUCAUGGGGGUUCUCUACAUUUCCACUUCGAAACUUGCCUACUCUAGCGAUAACCCUCUCUCUUAUAAAGUCUCUACUGGCCAAACCGAAUGGAGCUAUUACAAGGUGGUGAUACCAUUACAUCAGGUUAAAUCGGUGAACCCUUCGUCAAGCACAGUGAAUCCAGCGGAAAAGUAUAUACAGGUGAUCUCGGUGGAUGAGCAUGAGUUCUGGUUCAUGGGUUUCUUAAACUACGAAGGUGCUGUUACUUCUCUGCGAGAUACUCCGCAAGCCGGUGCCUUACAGUCUGUGUGA